Messenger RNA from Procambarus clarkii (red swamp crayfish), 1582 nucleotides. It is a transcript of the gene Sec13, whose product is annotated as secretory 13. Gene Ontology annotation, biological process: positive regulation of TOR signaling; COPII-coated vesicle budding; protein import into nucleus. Gene Ontology annotation, cellular component: nuclear pore outer ring; COPII vesicle coat. The record is from RefSeq and is a predicted model, not a curated record. Gene Ontology annotation, molecular function: protein binding; structural molecule activity. Lineage: Eukaryota; Metazoa; Arthropoda; Malacostraca; Decapoda; Cambaridae.
UUUGUCAAGUGAAGUCGGGGUUGCGGCGGCCAUGUUAGUGCGGCGGCCUCGUACAGUUGGCAGUGUUGUCACGGCGGCCGAGGCGAGGUGGCUGCUGCUUCCUUCAUCACCAAGUAUCAUACUCCUCCUACACAACAUCUGUGUACUCAAAAAUGGUGUCUGUGAUCAGUAAUGUAGAGACUGGUCAUGAUGACAUGAUCCAUGAUGCUCAGAUGGAUUACUUUGGUACAAGGCUGGCAACAUGUUCCUCGGACAGAUCCAUCAAGAUCUUCGAGGUGAAGGGCACUUCACAAACUUUAAUUGCAGAUCUCCGGGAACAUGAGGGACCAGUUUGGCAAGUGGCAUGGGCUCACCCUAUGUAUGGCAACAUCUUAGCAUCAUGCAGCUAUGAUCGUAAAGUUAUCAUUUGGCAAGAAGAUGGCCACAAAUGGAAAAAGAUACAUGAAUAUGCUAACCAUGAUUCAUCAGUCAACAGUGUGUGUUGGGCACCUCAUGAGCAUGGCCUCAUUCUGGCCUGUGCAUCAGCAGAUGGGUCUGUAUCUAUUUUAACUUCCACUGCACACACAUGGGAGUCAAAGAAGAUCACCAAUGCCCAUUCCAUUGGGUGUAAUGCAGUGAGUUGGGCACCUGCUGUGGCAUCUGGUUCUGCUGAUGGUUCCAACAGAUCAGGAGCUGCAGUCCAACGUAUCGUUACUGGCGGAUGUGAUACCUAUGUUAAGAUAUGGAGAUUUGAUAGUUCUAGUGGAGAAUGGACCGAGGAAAGUAAACUUGAGGGACACUCCGAUUGGGUGCGAGAUGUGGCCUGGGCACCUUCCAUCGGCCUCCCUCGUUCCAUCAUUGCAUCAUGCUCCCAGGAUCGGCGGGUCAUUAUCUGGAUGAAUGAUGGAGUGACAGGUGUGUGGCAACCAAGAGAGCUAAACACUUUUGAUGAUGUCAUCUGGCAUGUUAGCUGGUCUGUUACUGGAAAUAUUCUAGCAGUUUCUGGUGGAGAUAAUAAGGUUAGCCUGUGGAAAGAAAGCUUGGAAGGUCAGUGGGUGUGUUUGAGCGACUCUGCCAAAGGACAACCAGCUUCUGAACAACGUACACUCUAGCAACAACCAUAAGCAGCAGUGUCACGUGCAAUUUGAUACUUACAAAAUGCAUAGUGACCAAUUUUAUUUUUAAGAAAGUUAUAACUUAAUUGAGUCAGGAUUUUAAUGGUAGAUUAUUUCUUUGUUGUAAUUAUCAAUAAUCUAAAAGUUAUGCAGACUAGCAAAUCAUCUUUACUUUUAUGAUGCAGUGUAUUAAAUUUAUAAUGAUUCCAUUCAGAAUGUCAGGUUAAAUUGCAAACAUUUUCAUUCGGGAGCUGUCCAAAAUCUGUAUAUAGUUAGGUGCAACAUUGGAUGGUGUAGUUAUUUGUGUAAUUUAUUUUUGAAGACACAUUACGAGGAACAUACACAUUUUUUGACAAUGUAAAAACAGCAUGAGAGUGUAUGAACUUCAGGUCACUGCUGUAUUUUGUGGUAAAAGUUACGUGUUAACAUUGUGAGAACAGUAUGUUGAAUAUGGUCUGUAUAUUAAAAUAAAUAUUAAUUUUGGAAUA